CAGGGAAGCAGCUCUGGGCUCUGAUAGUCGAGAAGGGAAAGCCGGGACUAAAGGAAACGUGCCUAGGACAGAGGAGGACUGUGUCCGUUUGGGUCCAGUCAGCUUCGACGGGAAAGAGUAAAGGGGGGGUGGCGUGAAGGAGGAAGUGAAACGGGUUCUGGGUUCUUUAAGGGAGUAGGCGGUGAGAGUGGGACAGGGGUGAUGUCACUGCCUGUUGGGCCCCGCCCUCCUCACCCUCCCAAAGGACCCCCCCCUUACACACACAGCUUCCGCUGCGCAAGUGGCCACGUCACGGGCAACCCCCGAAAUCCCCCCUCCCUUGGGGGGGUGGGGGCCACGUGGGCCGUGGGGAACCGCGUGGCCCCGACAGGGAAGGGGCAUAGAGGAAACAGGAGCCACGCGAGAAGGGCCACUCCACGGGUGCGCAGCUUCCCAGAAGUUGGAGGGCUUGUGGGGGACUGGCUUAGGGGGGGCCGACCGAUGUUGAAGACUCAGCCAGGGAAAGUGGAGAAGCUGGAGGAGCUUGGCUGUUACUGAGGCGGAGACAAGGGUGAUGAUUGGCUUUCUGGGGAGAGAGAAGUCUUGUGAUUGGCUAAAUCUCUGAAGCGUUUGAAGCUGAGAGGACGCUCCCACGGAGGCUGGGUUAGCAGCCGCGCGAAUUGGUUGUGGAAGGCCAGAGACUGCCACCUGGAAACAGUGGGCACUCUUGUUAAGAGCAAUUGGAGCGGGACCAUCGUGCCAGAGAGCUGGGGCAGGGGGUCGUGCCCCGUCUCCAGGGCUCCUGGGGCCACUGCUGACCUGGCUGGAUGCAUCGGGCAGUGGACCCUCCAGGGGCCCGCUCUGCACGGGAAGCCUUUGCCCUUGGGGGCUUGAGCUGUGCUGGGGCUUGGAGCGCCUGCCCACCCCAUCCUCCUCCUCGAAGCUCAUGGCUGCCUGGAGGCAGAUGCUCUGCCAGCAUCGGGCAGCCCCCACUCCCUGCUCCUUUACCCCCGUCACAUGGCAGUAACUCCGGGCACCCAAACAAACCCUAUUAUGCUCCUGGGACACCUUCCCCUAGACCCCUCCACGGGAAGCUGGAAUCUCUGCAUGGCUGUGUACAGGCACUGGUCCGGGAGCCAGCCCAGCCCGGGUUGUGGGAACAGCUUGGACAACUGUAUGAGUCAGAGCAUGACAGUGAGGAGGCCGUAUGCUGCUACCACAGGGCCCUUCGAUAUGGAGGAAGCUUUGCUGACCUGGGGCCCCGAAUUGGCCGUUUGCAGCAGGCCCAGCUCUGGAACUUUCAUGCUGGUUCCUGUCAGCACCGAGCCAAGGUCCUGCCCCCGCUGGAGCAAGUAUGGAAUUUGCUGCACCUUGAGCACAAACGGAACUACGGGGCUAAGCGAGGGGGUCCUCCCGUGAAGCGAUCUGCUGAACCCCCAGUGGUACAGCCUAUGCCUCCAGCAGCACUCUCCAGCUCCUCAGGAGAGGAGGGCCUCAGCCCUGGAGGCAAGCGGAGAAGAGGCUGCAGCUCUGAACAGGCUGGCCUUCCCCCGGGUCUGCCACUCCCUCCACCACCAUUACCACCACCCCCACCACCCCCUCCUCCACCCCCACCGCCACCCCCGCUGCCUGGCCUGGCUGUUAGCCCUCCAUUUCAGCUGACUAAGCCAGGGCUGUGGAAUACCCUGCAUGGAGAUUCUUGGGGCCCCGAGCGCAAGGGUUCGGCACCCCCAGAGCGCCAGGAGCAGCGGCACCCGCUGCCUCACCCAUAUCCAUACCCGGCUCCUGCCUACACUGCUCAUCCGCCCAGCCACCGGCUGGUCCCAGCCACACCCCUUGGUCCAGGUCCCCGACCCCCAGGAGCAGAGAGCCAUGGCUGCCUGCCUGCCACCCGUCCCCCCGGAAGUGACCUUAGAGAGAGCAGAGUUCAGAGGUCGCGGAUGGACUCCAGCGUUUCACCAGCAGCAUCUACCGCCUGCGUGCCUUACGCCCCUUCCCGGCCCCCUGGCCUCCCUGGCACCAGCAGCAGCAGUAGCAGUAACAACACUGGUCUUCGGGGUGUGGAGCCGAGCCCAGGCAUUCCUGGCGCUGACCAUUACCAAACUCCUGCGCUGGAGAUUUCCCCUCACCAGGCCCGCCUAGGGCCCUCGGCACACAGCAGUCGGAAACCAUUUUUGACAGCCCCUGCUGCCACUCCCCACUUAUCCCUACCACCUGGGACACCAUCAUCCCCUCCACCCCCCUGUCCUCGCCUCUCACGCCCUCCACCACCCCCUGCUUGGAUGAAGGGCUCAGCCUGCCGCUCAGCCCGAGAGGAUGGAGAGAUCUUAGGGGAGCUCUUCUUUGGUGCUGAGGGACCUACCCGUCCUCCCCCGCCUCUUCCCCACCGUGAUGGCUUCUUGGGGCCUCCAACCCCCCGCUUUUCUGUGGGCACUCAGGAUUCGCAUACCCCUCCCACUCCCCCAACCACCACCACCAGCAGCAGCAGCAGCAGCAGCAGCAGCAGCAGCAGCAGCCGUCACAGCAGUAGGCCUACUGGGCCUGCACCCUUCCCUCCACCCCCCUAUCUGGCCAGAAGUAUAGACCCCCUUCCCAGGCCAUCUAGCCCAGCACUGAGCCCCCAGGACCCACCUCUUCCACCACUGACUCUUGCCCUGCCUCCAGCCCCUCCCUCCUCCUGCCACCAAAAUACCUCAGGAAGCUUCAGGCGCUCGGAGAGCCCCCGGCCCAGGGUCUCCUUCCCAAAGACCCCCGAGGUGGGGCAGGGGCCACCCCCCGGCUCUCUGAGUAAAGCCCCCCAGCCUGUGCCACCUGGGGUUGGAGAACUGCCUGCCCGAGGCCCGAGGCUCUUUGAUUUUCCACCAACUCCACUGGAAGAUCAAUUUGAAGAGCCAGCUGAGUUCAAGAUCCUACCUGAUGGGCUGGCUAACAUCAUGAAGAUGCUGGAUGAAUCCAUCCGAAAGGAGGAGGAGCAGCAACAGGAGGCAGGCACGGUGCCCCCACCCCCACUCAAAGAGCCCUUUGCAUCUCUACAGCCUCCAUUUCCCAGUGACACAGCCCCAACCACCACUGCUGCUGCCACCACUGCCACCACCACCACCACCACUACCACCACGACCACCAUCCAAGAAGAGGAGAAGAAGCCACCACCAGCCCUGCCACCACCACCGCCUCUAGCCAAGUUUCCUCCACCUCCCCAGUCUCAGCCCCCACCGCCUCCACCAGCCAGCCCGGCCAGUCUGCUCAAGUCAUUGGCCUCUGUUCUUGAGGGACAAAAGUACUGUUACCGGGGGACUGGAGCAGCUGUCUCAGCCAGGCCCGGGUCCUUGCCCACCGCUCAGUAUUCCCCUAGUCCUGCAUCAGGUGCUACCGCCCCCCCACCCACUUCAAUGGCCCCUAGCGCCCAGGGCUCCCCCAAGCCCUCUGUUUCCUCGUCAUCUCAGUUCUCUACCUCAGGCGGGCCUUGGGCCCGGGAGCGCAGGGCAGGUGAAGAGCCAACACCAGGCCCUGCGGCCCCUGCCCAGCUGCCCCCAUCUCUGCCGCUGCUCCCUGCUCGUUCUGAGUCUGAGGUGCUAGAAGAGAUCAGUCGGGCUUGUGAGACCCUUGUCGAGCGGGUGGGCAGGAGUGCCACCCAUCCUGCAGACCCAGUGGACAUAGCAGAGCCAGUGGACAGUGGGACCGAGCCACUGCUGCCUCCUGCACAGGCUAAGGAGGAGAGUGGUGGGGUGGCGGUGGCAGUGGCAGCAGCGGGUCCAGGUAGUGGCAAGCGUCGGCAGAAGGAGCAUCGGCGGCACAGACGGGCCUGUAGGGACAGUGUGGGUCGUCGACCCCGUGAAGGGAGGGCUAAGACCAAGGCCAAGGCUCCCAAAGAAAAGAGCCGAAGGGUGCUGGGGAACCUGGACUUGCAGAGUGAAGAAAUCCAGGGCCGGGAGAAGGCCCGGCCGGACUUAGGUGGGGCUUCCAAAGUCAAGACACCCACAGCUCCAACGCCCCCACCUGUUCCUGCACCCUCUGCUCAGCCAACAACCCCAGCAGCCCCCGUCCCUGGGAAGAAGACUCGAGAGGAUGCUCCAGGGCCCCCAGGGGUGAGCCGGGCAGAUAUGCUGAAGCUCCGGUCACUUAGCGAGGGGCCCCCCAAGGAGUUGAAGAUCAGGCUCAUCAAGGUGGAGAGCGGUGACAAGGAGACCUUUAUUGCUUCUGAGGUGGAGGAACGGCGGCUGCGCAUGGCAGACCUCACUAUCAGCCACUGUGCUGCUGAUGUCAUGCGUGCCAGCAAGAAUGCCAAGGUGAAAGGGAAAUUUCGAGAGUCCUACCUUUCCCCUGCCCAGUCUGUGAAACCGAAGAUCAACACUGAGGAGAAGCUGCCCCGGGAGAAGCUCAACCCCCCCACCCCCAGCAUUUAUUUGGAGAGCAAACGGGACGCCUUCUCGCCAGUGCUGCUGCAGUUCUGUACAGACCCUCGCAACCCCAUCACCGUGAUCAGGGGCCUGGCUGGCUCACUUCGGCUCAACUUAGGCCUUUUUUCCACCAAGACCCUGGUGGAAGCAAGCGGCGAGCACACAGUGGAGGUCCGCACCCAAGUGCAGCAGCCCUCAGACGAGAACUGGGACCUGACGGGCACGAGACAGAUCUGGCCCUGCGAGAGCUCCCGCUCACACACCACCAUUGCCAAGUACGCACAGUACCAGGCGUCAUCCUUCCAGGAGUCGCUGCAGGAGGAGAAGGAGAGCGAGGAUGAAGAGUCGGAGGAACCAGACAGCACCACGGGGACCCCUCCCAGCAGUGCACCGGACCCCAAGAACCAUCAUAUCAUCAAGUUUGGCACUAACAUCGACCUGUCUGAUGCCAAGAGGUGGAAGCCCCAGCUACAGGAGCUGCUGAAGCUACCUGCCUUCAUGAGAGUAACAUCCACAGGCAACAUGCUCAGCCAUGUGGGCCACACCAUCUUGGGCAUGAACACCGUGCAGCUAUAUAUGAAGGUCCCUGGCAGCCGAACGCCAGGCCACCAAGAGAAUAACAAUUUCUGCUCUGUCAAUAUCAACAUUGGCCCCGGGGACUGUGAGUGGUUCGCAGUACACGAGCACUAUUGGGAGACCAUCAGCGCCUUCUGCGAUCGGCAUGGUGUAGACUACUUGACUGGUUCCUGGUGGCCAAUCUUGGAUGACCUCUAUGCGUCCAAUAUUCCUGUUUACCGCUUCGUGCAGCGCCCUGGGGACCUUGUGUGGAUUAAUGCAGGGACUGUGCACUGGGUGCAGGCUACUGGCUGGUGCAACAACAUUGCCUGGAACGUGGGGCCCCUCACCGCCUAUCAGUACCAGCUGGCCCUGGAGCGCUACGAAUGGAACGAGGUGAAGAACGUCAAGUCCAUCGUGCCCAUGAUUCACGUGUCCUGGAACGUAGCUCGAACGGUCAAAAUCAGCGAUCCCGACCUGUUCAAGAUGAUCAAGUUCUGCCUCUUGCAGUCAAUGAAGCACUGCCAGGUGCAGCGGGAGAGCCUGGUGCGGGCCGGGAAGAAAAUCGCUUACCAAGGCCGCGUCAAAGACGAGCCUGCCUACUACUGCAACGAAUGCGAUGUGGAGGUGUUCAACAUCCUGUUCGUUACGAGUGAGAACGGCAGCCGAAACACGUACCUGGUGCACUGCGAGGGCUGUGCGCGCCGUCGCAGCGCGGGCCUACAGGGCGUGGUGGUGCUAGAGCAGUACCGCACCGAGGAGCUGGCACAGGCCUACGAUGCCUUCACGCUGGCUCCAGCCAGUACGUCGCGAUGAGGCCGGAUGCCCCGCUCGCCGCGGCGGGGCCACCAGCACACGCCUGGGCUGGACCUAGGUCCCGCCUCUGGCCGGGAAGGGGGUCGGGCCCAGCCCUUCCACCCUUAUUGGCAGCUCCCCUCACUUAAUUUAUUAAAAAAAAUUUUUUUAACAAA
Messenger RNA from Arvicola amphibius (Eurasian water vole), 5902 nucleotides. RefSeq names its product lysine demethylase 6B (gene Kdm6b). Gene Ontology annotation, molecular function: histone H3K27me2/H3K27me3 demethylase activity; chromatin DNA binding; RNA polymerase II cis-regulatory region sequence-specific DNA binding. Gene Ontology annotation, cellular component: MLL3/4 complex. NCBI's taxonomy places the organism in Eukaryota, Metazoa, Chordata, Mammalia, Rodentia, Cricetidae. The record is from RefSeq and is a predicted model, not a curated record. Gene Ontology annotation, biological process: heart development; regulation of gene expression.